Messenger RNA from Sesamum indicum (sesame), 3159 nucleotides. RefSeq names its product cryptochrome 2 (gene CRY2). The record is from RefSeq and is a predicted model, not a curated record. Gene Ontology annotation, cellular component: cytoplasm; nucleus. Gene Ontology annotation, biological process: blue light signaling pathway; circadian regulation of gene expression; entrainment of circadian clock by photoperiod. Gene Ontology annotation, molecular function: DNA binding; deoxyribodipyrimidine photo-lyase activity; blue light photoreceptor activity. NCBI's taxonomy places the organism in Eukaryota, Viridiplantae, Streptophyta, Magnoliopsida, Lamiales, Pedaliaceae.
AAAAAAGAAAAAAGGGAGAGAGAGAAAGAAAAUACAGAGGUGCAACAUUGAUCAAUAACCCUUAUUUUUCUCUCUCUCUUUCCGUUGAUAGUGGUGGCAGGCUCCAAGUACCAUGGUUUUGUCGAGUUAUCGUUGACACGUCCAGGCGUUUUGAUUUUUGCACAUUCUUGUUUAAAUUAUUGAUAUGUUAUAUGUUGAGAAUAUUUUGUAAAUCUGAAUCAAGAGAGCAGUUAAAAAUGGCAAAUGAUUACUGCUGAAUUUCUGUUUGCUAUUGCAUUUUAUCAUUAUUUCUUUUCCUUUAUGGUUGAAAGUGGUCCAGAGGAUAACAUUAUUUAAUAAUAAUGAUUUACUUCAAAGCGUGGUAGUUAGUCUUGGAAACGCACAACUCAGUCACAUGAAUUCUGAUCUUCAAGCUCACAAACCUCUUUGAAUCUCUCCUUCUGCAUCAAAUUAUGUCAGAUGACACUGCUCCCUCUCCGUAUCAUUUGUUCUUAUUCUUGAUUUUUCAUUGUCUGUUUCUGUAAGCACGUUUAUUUGAAGGGUUAUGGCUUGGGUAUGUAAAGAAGCUGUCUUUUUUGAUGUGCUCUUGGGUUUUAAGAUUUUUGUGGAAGUAUUUACUGUUUUGGAGGGCUCUGAAGUUUGUCUGGUGUGUGUGAAAUUAUGAGAUGAUUUUGAAUUCAGUUGAUUUCUUGCAGCAGUAAAGUAUCAAUCCCUGAAUAGUUGAGCUGCUUGUGAGUUGUGAGUUUUUUGUUGAUGAUUUAAUUGACUGAAUUUAUGGAAAUAUGAAAUCUUGUUUAAAGCCCAGAAGAUGGAUUUGUGUGGUGGUGUGAAAGAAUUGUAAUCUCAGAGAAAUAGAAUUCUUGAAAAAUGGAAAAGAACUGCAAGAGCAUAGUGUGGUUUAGGAGAGAUUUGAGGAUUGAAGACAAUCCAGCUUUAGCAGCUGCUGCAAGGGAUGGGAGUUUAUUACCUGUUUUUAUAUGGUGUCCUAAAGAAGAAGGUCAAUAUUUCCCAGGCCGAGUCUCGCGGUGGUGGUUGAAGCAUUCCCUUAAACAUUUGCAGCAGUCUUUGAAAUCCCUUGGGGCAGAACUGAUACUGAUCAAAGCCGAGGACACUCUGUCUGCACUUUUAGAUUGCCUCAAUGCUGUCGGGGCGACAAAAGUAUUGUAUAACCAUCUUUAUGAUCCAAUUUCACUUGUUCGGGAUCACAACAUUAAGCAAAAGUUGGUUGAACUUGGCAUUAAAGUGCAAAGCUAUAAUGGUGACUUGUUGUUUGAGCCAUGGGAAGUAUAUGAUGAUAAUGGACAUGCUUUUACGACAUUUAAUGCAUACUGGGAGAAAUGCUUGAGCAUGCAAAGAGAACCUGUUUCACAUCUUCCUCCAUGGCGUUUGGUUCAAGCUGCAGGAAUGGUUGAAAGUACACCAAUUGAAGCAUUGGGUCUCGAAGAUGAAUCAGAAAAGUCGAGUAAUGCUCUAUUGGGAAGAGGGUGGUCACCUGGUUGGAGCAAUGCUGACAAGGCUUUCAAUGAAUUUGUCGAACGCCAUCUGCUCAACUACUCAAAGGACAGACUCCAGGUCGGAGGGAACUCAACAUCCCUCUUGUCCCCGUAUAUUCAUUUUGGGGAACUCAGCAUUAGAAAAGUGUUCCAAUGUGUUCUUGUGAAGCAAAUAGUUUGGAAAAACGAAAGAAACACAGUUGGAGAAGACAGCGCAACAUGUUUCCUUAAGGCUAUAGGGCUUAGAGAGUAUUCCCGCUACAUAUGUUUUAAUUUUCCAUUUACUCAUGAGAGGUCGUUGCUUCCCAGCCUGAAAUUUUUCCCAUGGGAUGCCAACCUGGCUCAUUUCAAGGCUUGGCGACAAGGCCGAACAGGUUAUCCACUAGUUGAUGCGGGAAUGAGAGAGCUUUGGGCUACUGGAUGGAUUCACAAUAGGAUUAGAGUAAUUGUUUCUAGUUUCUUUGUGAAGUUUCUUCUUCUACCAUGGCAAUGGGGGAUGAAGUACUUCUGGGAUACACUUCUGGACGCAGACUUGGAAAGUGAUAUCCUUGGUUGGCAGUAUAUCUCUGGAAGUUUGCCUGACGGGCAUGAACUUGAGCGCAUGGAUAGUCCACAGAUUCAGGGCUUCAACUUUGAUCCAGAGGGUGAAUAUGUGAGGCAGUGGUUGCCCGAAUUAGCCCGGAUGCCAGCUGAAUGGAUCCAUCACCCAUGGGAUGCUCCUCUUGCUGUGCUUAAAUCUGCAGGCGUGGACCUCGGAGUAAACUACCCAAAACCUAUAAUUGAUAUAGAUUUCGCAAGGGAUCGGUUAACUGAAGCCAUAGCCGUCAUGCACGGAAAUGAAGCAACCGCAAGGGCCGGAAGCUCCAAUGGAGCAGACGAAGUUGUGUUCGAUAACUGCGAAACUAACAUAAAAUUGGGCACUCGAAAUGAAAUUGUGAAGGAAAAGACUCCAUGUCCGGCUACUUCAUCUCACGAUCAAAGGGUGCCAUCAAUGAUAAACUCCAAAGAUGGUAUUCUAAAUAAAAAAAGACUGAAGUCAAGGGAAGAUGAUAUGCCGCUGAAAGAUGACUUGCGUAGUUGCAACAAUGGAGAUGAGGUCUCGAAAACGUACUACGACUUGUGCUCUACAGCUGAAUCUUCAUCGAACAAGAAACAGAUAACCAACAGUAGAAAUUCUUUCUCUGUUCCCCGAAGCUGCUCUUUAAUGUCAACGGAUGCACCGUAUCAGGUGCAUGACUCUUCCUACUUCAAGAAUCCAAGGCAAGAAGAGAUUGACACGGAAGAGACUUCGAGCAAAAAUGGAGCCACCAAUUUACGAAUUUCUGGGGAUCAGACUAUUCGGGAAGAGUAAAAGCUCGUCAUUUAAUCUAUGAAUGCUCUGUACACAUUAGGAUGAGAGCUUUUCCCCUGUGAUUCUCUUGUAGAUAAGUACUUCAAUUCUGAAUACUUUUUUGUUUCCUCCUGUGUUCUUGAACACGAACAUGUUCUGUCCUUGAGGACAAAAGGAACGUCUUAGGACCACGUUGAGAUAGAAAUCUGUGGUUAUUUUUUCUGUUUCUCACACCACAUAACCCGAUACAGUUUUUUGUUCCUUUGCUUUGUGUAAUUGCAUUUGAUAUGUUCUUUUUCAAUUUUCACAUAUAACGCUGGAGUUGGGGUAGUGAAA